Messenger RNA from Saitoella complicata NRRL Y-17804, 277 nucleotides. RefSeq lists its product as uncharacterized. Bases 26 to 277 code for a protein of 83 amino acids. The transcript has 4 exons. The record is from RefSeq and is a predicted model, not a curated record. Lineage: Eukaryota; Fungi; Ascomycota; Saitoellomycetes; Saitoellales; Saitoellaceae.
CACCAAACCCACACCGCCGUGCAAGAUGCCUGUUCCGUUCGAGUCCCUCAUCCCCAUGGGCAUCAUCGCCGGCCUUUUCGGCGUCACCGGUGGUCUCCUCGCCGCGUCCAAGCAGUUCCAGAACGAGGGCAAGCCUCCCAGAUACGGAAUUGACACCUGGGACAGGCAGAUGAUGGAACGUGACCAGAGACUAACGGGGACGAUGCGUGGACAGUCACAAGAGCCGAGGGCACCAGCAGAAUUCGCUGUUAACAGCGCGUGGAAGAUUGAGACGUAA